Messenger RNA from Fusarium vanettenii 77-13-4, 933 nucleotides. RefSeq lists its product as uncharacterized. The coding region runs from base 1 to 933 and encodes 310 amino acids. The record is from RefSeq and is a predicted model, not a curated record. The transcript is spliced from 4 exons. NCBI's taxonomy places the organism in Eukaryota, Fungi, Ascomycota, Sordariomycetes, Hypocreales, Nectriaceae.
AUGAGUGAAUGGAGGUCAAGCAAAGUAGAGUGGACUUCCAAUGUGGAUAAGGCACCUGGGCAGAGUCGCGCUAGACCGAAAGAGACUACGGGGCGUGUCGGCAGGGCGCCUGGGCCUGAGCCUAGAGGCCGCCUAGCCCUGAAAUGGUACCCGCGCUGUACAUGGAUCUCAUUCACUUGUGCUUCUUCUCCUCGUCCUCCUCCGCCACACACUGCCUGCGCAACACGCUGCUCAAUGCCCGGCUGGGCAGCCGUUUGUGUUACCGUCAGGACAUUAGAUGCAUUGCUCGCCCACGCAUCGCCCGGACUCUAUUACAGUGCAAGUGCACCCAGUGUGGCCGGUUUGUGUGGCGACCCCUCCUCCUCUCGAUCAAGGUUGAGGCGGUGGCCGCAUGGGCUGGCGUCCAUCCGUCGUUGGACGGCCGCUAGAAGUAUCCGUGUGUGCUCGAGUCUCAUACCGUCUGCGUUCCUCUUUUUGCUGCUGCUCUUGCUGGCGGCCCGUCUGCUAUGGCACUGCACGAUAUGUACGGCGCACGGCCUGGUGGAGAGGAACAGAGUUGACCAAGCUCCUCCAAAGGGGGGGAAGCUGCUGGCGCUGGCUGACGGGCUUGGACAGGUUCAUUUCGCCCUCGAGUUGUUUUAUGAGGGCAGAUCGAGUGCCCGUAUUAUUGGGCGGAUCCUGAUAUCUGGCGCCCUCGAGCUCGAGGGGCAGCCCAGAACGAAAUCGAGAGGAUCGUCUAGAGAAGGACAGUUCAAGCUAAAGGAAGACUUGACGAUCAAGGCGAAUCAACCGUCAGACAGUUUCGUUGAUGGAGUCAGCUUGUCUAUCCAAACUCGCAAACGUGACACGCUUCCAAACGCACAAAGAAGCACGAACAAAGCGCCACAGUCAUUGGCUCGAGUCCAAACCCCCAGGUCGGAGAGAAAGGUGUGA